GAGCGCGCAACCGCCCGCGCCCACCGGCUCUGCGCGGGCACCGGGCAAAGGCGGGGAGAGGGGGGACCGCCGCGAGAGCGCGCUGGGCAAAGGCGGAGACGGGGAGUCGCCGCCGCCGCCGCGAGCGAGCCCCGCCCCGCCCGCCCGCUCCCCGCCCGCCGGGCCCGCUCUGCCGCCCCCCCGCCCGCGCGCGCGCGCCGCUCCCGCGCCGGCCGGGCCGCAUGAGCGGCAUGAGCGGAUUCGCCUGAGCCUCGCGUGCCCUCCCCCCGCUCCCCGCUCCUGCUGCCGCCGGGUCCCGGCGGGCGCCGAGUCCCUCCCGUGCCGCCGCCGAGGAUGCUGAAGAUGAAGCUGCCCCUGAAGCAGACGAGCCACAAGGCAGCGGCGGCGGAAGAUGCGACGGCGGCGGGGUUGAAGGAGCCCGGCGGUGCCUUGGACUGUCACCUCCCGCUGCAGCAGCAGGUGCCCCGGGCUCGCGGGGGUGCCGCGGCGGCGGCGGGGAGGGGCUGCGGACUGGAGAGGCCGAGCCGGCUGCACGGCCUGGGGCCGGGGCCCGGGCCCGGCCCGCCGCCCCCCCCCGCCGCGCUCGGCGCUCCGGGCGGCGGCAGUCCCGGCUCGGCGGCCGCACGCACCGACAAGGAGACGGUGUACGAGUGGUUCGGGCUGGUACUGGGCUCGGCGCAGCGCCUUGAGUUCAUGGUGGGGCUGCUGGACCUGUGCAACCCGCUGGAGCUGCGGUUCCUGGGCUCCUGCCUGGAGGACCUGGCCCGCAAGGACUACCACUGCCUCCGCGACUCGGAGGCCAAGGCCAACGGGCUCAGCGACCCCGGGCAGCUCGGAGACUUCCGCGACCCCGCCGUGCGCUCCAAGCUCAUCGUGUACCUGGCCCUGCUGGGCUCCGAGAACCGCGAGGCCGCCGGCCGCCUGCACCGCCUCCUGCCCCAGGUGGACUCCAUCCUGCAGAGCUGCCCCGCGGCGCGGCGGGCCCCCGCCGAGGAGGACGAGGAAGAGGAGGAGGAGGAGGAGGGGGACGUGGUGGUGGUGAUGGACGGAGCGGCGGAGAACGGGCAGGCCGGGCUGCCCGCCGCCCAGGGCCUGGGCUGCGGCGCGCAGGAGGAGCUGCUCCUGCUCUUCACCAUGGCCUCGCUGCACCCGGCCUUCUCCUUCCACCAGCGGGUCACCCUGCGGGAGCACCUGGAACGGCUGCGGACGGCCCUGUGCAGGGACCAGGAGGAGGAGGAGGGGUUCGGCCGCCACCCAGCCCAGAAUGACUUUUCUCACAGUGACUGCAUGUCGAGUAAUGAGACCAGUUUGCUAGAACGAACCACAGCACCUCAUGAUGGACUACCGAUGGCUUCCCAUAGACCUCAGCGGGAAGCUGUACACAUUGAGAAGAUAACCCUGAAAGGAGUACCAAGAAAAAGGGCUGACAAACAUUUGGAGUACACAUUCAAAGUAACCUGGUCUGAUCUUUCGGUAACAUGUGUAACAAAAACACACCAGGAGCUUCAGGAAUUCCUGCUAAAACUCCCAAAGGAACUAUCUUCUGAAGCAUUUGACAAGACUAUUUUAAGAGCACUAAAUCAGGGUUUUCAGAAGAGGGAAGAACGAAGGCAUGCUGAUCUUGAGCCCAUAAUCAGGCAGCUAUUUUCGAAUACAUCGCAAGCUUUUCUGCAGAAUCAGAGAGUAUACAACUUCUUCCAAUCAAUUUCAUCAGAAUCUUUGCACACUCACAGUAACUUACAACCCUCUUUGAAGACGGUUAAGACACCAGAACACUUCAAGGAGGACAGUUCAGAAGCUUCAAGUCAGGAGGAAGGUAGUUGUGUACUCAAAGAUGUAAUGCAACACACAUCAGUUCACAAGAAACAUAAUGGAAAAGGUCCUGUUGCCAACAGCACUAGCAGUGCAAAAUGUUCUUCACUGGAUAGCCUUAACAUACAGCACUCGGAGCAAAAUGGGGUAAUGGACUGGAGAAGGAAAAGCUGUAUUGUCCAGCAGCACCCAGAGCACUGUACAAAUCUACUUGACCAGCACACGGUGGAAAAACGAAGUCUAUCUGCAGUAAGCAAGAAGAAAGGAAAGCCACAGCUGGAAAAGUUAUUUGUGUCCAUGCAUUUGCAAAAAAACAGUGAAAAUUAUUUACACAGGGAGAAAGCAAAGAAAACUGAGUGCAGAUUGAAUAACAGGAGCAAUGGAGUUCGAGUUGCGGCAUCACAGCACAUCCGUACUGGGACAGCAAAAGAUCUGAAUCUGGACGCUGGAUCUGGUCAUGACACUUGUGGAGAAACAUCAUCUGAAAGUUACAGUUCUCCUUCUAGUCCACGACAUGAUGGGAGGGAAAGCUUUGAUAGUGAAGAAGAAAAAGACAGAGAUACAGACAGCAAUUCUGAGGACUCUGGGAAUCAAAAUACAACCAGGUUUACAGGCUACAGUGCUGUCAGUUCAUCAAAUAUGAACAAAUCAUCUGCUCAGAUCUCUUCAGUGAGUAAUGAAAAUGGGAACCUUUCAGAAGAUCCUUUGAAUGCAAAGUUUCAGCAUAUUUCCUUCAUGCCUGCCUUACACUGUGUGAUGCACAGCGCUGCCCAAAAGCCGGAAGCAGUUGUCCCACCCCCCAUAUCUGCAGAUGGUAAAACGAUGGGAAUGCUCGUUACCGCGCCUGUCGCUGUCUCGCCAGUGAGAGAGUCUGCGAAUUCCCCGCCUGGUGGAAUGGGCCCAGUCACCUCCGGUGACCCUGAGAAACGUCUUGAGCUGAUGGCUUCCCCUUUGCCAGUCCCAUCCACUUUCCUUCCACAUUCUGUCCAGCCUGGUAGCCCUGCUUUGCAUUUGGCAAUACACAGAUUGAAAAUGCCCUCUCCCCAGGGAUCAUCGGAGAGUUGCACAGUUAAUGGACCACAGCAGCCGACAGGAAACUUAAGUAUUGGAUCACCAAAUACUGCCUUUAUCCCAGUCCACAAUCCAGGUAGUUUCCCAGGAUCUCCAGUUCCUACUACAGAUCCCAUCACAAAACCUGCAUCCCAGGUGGUAGGACUGAAUCAAAUGGUGCCUCACAUUGAGGGAAACCCAGGAGCAAUCCCUCAGCCUACCAAUCUAAAGGUAGUUCUUCCAGCAGCUGGUCUCUCCACAGCAGCACCGCCACCUCCACCAGCUUCGUACGCUUUGCCAGGCAGUCCUCAUGCUACCAGUGUGUUGCCCAACCAGAAUACAAACGUGCUAAACACUGGAGCAACUUCCUCACCACCUCAGUCCGCUGGCUUAGGUGUUGGUCAGGUCCAGUCCACUGUUCCUCCUGCAAUACCAACACACACGCCAGGCCCUGCCCCCAGCCCGAGCCCCGCUCUAACACACAGCACUGCACAGAGUGACAGCACAUCCUACAUAAACGCUGUUGGGAAUAAUAACACUAACGGGACAAUGUUACCUCCGCAGCAGUUGGGAUCUGGUCCUUGUGGUUCUUGUGGACGUAGGUGUAGCUGUGGGACCAAUGGCAGCCUUCAGAUUAAUAGCUAUUUUUAUCAUAACCCACUUCAUGGACAAGUCUACAGAGUUCCACCUUUCUUCCCUCUGCCAUCACUUUGCAAUGGCAGCUACCUCAAUCAAGCACAUCAAAGCAAUGGAACACAACUUCCGUUCUUCCUGCCUCAGUCUCCAUAUGCAAAUGGGCUUAUGCAUGACCCAGUGAUGGGGAGCCAAGCCAACUAUGGUAUGCAGCAGAUGGCAGGAUAUUCGAGGUUCUAUCAUGUAUAUCCAGCACCUAACGUAGUUGCCAACACAAAUGGGUCAGGACCCAAGAAGAAUGGGAAUGUUUCAUGUUACAAUUGUGGUGUAAGUGGACACUAUGCGCAGGACUGUAAGCAGUCAUCCAUGGAGGCCAGUCAACAAGGUAAUCAUGAUAACUCCCAGCGGACUUGCUUUUGAGUUUAGCAGUUUCUCUUUACCUUUCUGAAUGUGCUGGUUUUGGUCUUGCAGAAAGGUGUGCGUGCGUGUGUAUGUUUUGUGUAAAUGGUUGUGCACUAGUGACCUGCUCUAAAACUGCAAAGUAUCUUAUCUCUGCCUGAAAAUCUUGUAGAACAGUGCAAGGGAACAGGAUUCACAGCGUGAAGUUGAAAAUACGUAUGAAUUGAAGCUGGAAGGUCAAAUUAUACCAGUCCUAAAUUGUCCUUCUUUUUUCACUGUUUUGUUUUUGACAUUAUGUCGAGAUUUGCAUGUUGUUUCAGUUUUUGCAUUCCCAUUCAGUGGGGGGUUUUUUGAGAGAAUUCAUUGGCAAAAAGUGAAAGAUAUCAAUUGCUGCCUAUGAUAUGACCUUGGAUUUCUAAAACUUGUGAGAAUUUAAAGAAAAAACAAUAGACUGGCCAUUUAAUAAUCUAACUAAGGCUUACCUUUGCACAGUCAGCUAUCCUUCUGUGUCCCAUCAUGCAAUACAUUUAACUUUUCAGACAAGUUGCAGCAAAAAGGCAGAAAGCAAUUGAAACUAAAAAUCAAAGGAAUGGCUUCAAUUUCUCUCUCCGUCCAGAAGAAUGGGGGGAAAUGCAGUGUUUGCGUUGAGCAUAAGCUAUUUUUGGUUCUUGUACUUGUGCCCAUUCUGACUUCACUUGUUUGAUUGGAGUGGAACAGGAAAGAUGAACCUUGAUGGGGGUCAUCUUUUCUUUGCAUUUUUCCAGUAAAGCUCAAGUCCCAGGUCUAUGCUCUAUAUCUUUUUUAAAUUUACAGUUCGAGCAAGCAGAUGAAAGAAAACAGGGUAAAGUCUAAGGACCUACUUUAAAAGGACUGGAGGAUGAUAGUGCCUUUUGAAGAGCAUGUCCAUUUUGAUACCUUGUAGUGGUUUUGUAAUCCAUUUUAAUUGUGAGCAGUGACUUAGUAGUUCUCUUUCCUGUUUUAGGCACUUACAGACUGAGAUACGCACCUCCCCCUCCCCCUUCCAAUGAUACCUUGGAUUCUGCAGACUGAAACAAGUAAACAUUGCCUACUUAAACUGAAGCUUGGGAAACUGGGGGAAGGUGUAUGUGGGAGGGAGGGGCUGGUCUUGUGUUUUGGGACAUUCCCGGUUUUAUAUUCUUUUGGAAUUUUUCAUUGCUUUUGCACCUCUGUUCCGUACAAAAGAAGAAAGCUGAGUCCCUGGUCUCCUCCUGGUUCUACAAAAGGCUUGCAUAAUGCAUGUAAUUCAAACACACAGCCAAACAAUCAGACAGAGCAUUCAAACCAUGCUUUUGCACUGAAGACUUGAGACAUGUGCAAUGUUUACUGCAGUUUUUAAAAAAAAAAAAAAAUUCCUCUGACCUCUGACAUCACUGGUGGAGCAGCCAUAUGGUGAAAGAAGAAACUUGGUCGUGUUCCCCACCACAAUCUUCUUCCCUCCCUCCCUGUUCUCCUUUAUGCUGCUGUUUUCUUUUCUUUCCCUGGUUGUCCACGUGGAUUCGUUGGACUUGCAUGAGUGUUUAGCAGUUCAUACAGACCCUGCCCGUACUCUAAAUUUAAUGCUCAUGAAUUGAGGGGAGAUGUUCAAAUGUUCUAUUAGCAGAGUCCAAAGGAAAACACAAUACUGUAUGUGUACUAUAUCUGAUAAUAAUUCAUAUACGCAGCUCUCAAGAGGCCCAAAUAAAUGAAAAUACAUAGAGCAGGAAGGGGCUGAAACUGUGUGGACUGGAACAGAUUGAGAAAAAUGAACGAGCUUAAAUUGACAGAUUUUUCUUCCCUUGUAGCUUUUUAGCCUGUAUGUUCAGCAACAAAGGUGAAAAAAAUGGUAUGAAUGUUGUACUCAGUGUGUUUGCAUUUGUAAUGAAAGUUGACAGCAUUUUUUCCUUUUUUAAAGCUAUUCUACAUCGUGUCAACACAGAAUGAACAUUACUUGAUUGAUUAUUUUUUUCCUAAACUGUUACAGUGUUGCAUUGUACUUAGAAUGUAAAUGUUUUAUUUCAAACUGAACAAAAGCUAUGGUUUUCUACAAAAUAGUCAGGUAUUAGUAUUAGAACCUGUCUACCAAAUAGCAAAGUCACUAUUUUAUAACAAUUUACCACUAUGCGUAAUUACGGUAUAAUGUGAAAGACUGAAAUGAGUGUUAAGAUGGUAUUAAACAUGUCAGUAUCAUGAGUAAGUUUAAUGCUGCUGUAUUUUUUAUUUUAUUUUUAAAAGCCAAUAUAUGUACUAAAUUGCUUCCAGGUAAUAUUUGAUUUCCUAAAGUGCACUGAGGUUAUCUGGAAGACGAGUGUGUUUUUUUGACUGCUGCAUUCAACACCGAUGAACAACUACCACUGUAUAUCCAUAGGGUUUGGCAUUCCUCACAGUUCAUGGCAGAAAUGUUUUUUCUUAAAAUCAGACCCAGUGUCCGGUAGAGGGAUGGAAUAAAAAUCAGUCUUUGGUUCAGCCGUCUAAUAAAUUGCUAAACAAAAAACUUGAAGGAAAAAAAAAAAGCUUGAUUACUACAUUUCUUCAUAGGUAGCAUUUAUAUUUAUAGCACCAG
Molecule: messenger RNA, 6454 nt
Organism: Chiroxiphia lanceolata (lance-tailed manakin)
Lineage: Eukaryota; Metazoa; Chordata; Aves; Passeriformes; Pipridae
Gene: ZCCHC2
Product: zinc finger CCHC-type containing 2
Exons: 13
Coding region: 334-3915 (1193 amino acids)
Molecular function (GO): phosphatidylinositol binding; nucleic acid binding; zinc ion binding
Source: RefSeq, a predicted model, not a curated record